Messenger RNA from Acromyrmex echinatior (Panamanian leafcutter ant), 1591 nucleotides. Its product is annotated as E3 ubiquitin-protein ligase TRIM45. NCBI's taxonomy places the organism in Eukaryota, Metazoa, Arthropoda, Insecta, Hymenoptera, Formicidae. The record is from RefSeq and is a predicted model, not a curated record. Gene Ontology annotation, molecular function: ubiquitin protein ligase activity; zinc ion binding.
UUUUUUCCACAUUUUCUCGAGAUAAUCUCAGAUAUUAAAGAUAUAAUUUCGCAACUGGAGAGCAGCGAAGAUUUCGCAUUUCAAGACAAGUUCCAUGCGUUUGGCUCAUAGCCUAUAUUUUAAAGUUAUUUUUAACCCACUACGUUGUUGCAGAAUGAGUUUUAAGUAGUAGGAAGACUUCGUGCGGCCCGUUAACUUAUUCCUUCGUAUCUCCCAUCAAUUGUACUUUAAUUUUUUGUUGCAUUUUUAACGUAAUCGAUGGAUUUCGUGAAUUGUUCGGCGAAACGCUCUUCGAAAAGUUGCUGCGGUCGCGAGACUACGGUAGACAGUGAGCUUGGAAGCUGCGAUCAUAUUUACGCAAAUUUGGUCGAAUGCAAGAGCAAAGGUAUAAAUACUGAAGAUUUCGUUCAUGUUGAACCAAUGAUGAUAGCACCGAACAAACGUAACGAAGAUUCCAGAAAAAGACGUGCACCUUCACCGAAUUCGAAUGGUUUUGCAUACCAGUCUUCCCCCGUGUUCACUCGCAACAAAAUAGACAAUGAACUCGAAGAUCUGAGAGAACCGAUGCAUUCUUCAUAUAGGUUGUCGCACGAUGCAGCCUUCCAAUGUCCCAGAUGUGGGCAGAGAAUGGAGGAACCUAGACUCCUUCCUUGCUUGCAUCCUAUAUGUUUAUCUUGCGUUUACGAAUUGAUGAGCAAGAUUCCUUCAAAGAGCGAAAUACGAGAUAAAAAUCGAAUUUACACACAACCCGAUAUUUACGAAACGUGUCCGUUAUGCGACUCGCAUUUGCCGAAUGCUAAUUCCGCUGUACCGCCACCGCAUUAUCUCUUACAACAUCGUUCAGUUAUGGACACCGUGCGACGUAAACUGGUCAAUAGAGUACUUUGCGAUACCUGCACAGACGAAGUUAUGGCACUCAUACAGUGUUCAACGUGUUUGCGCAAUUUUUGCUCGGAAUGCGGCAGGCAACAUGAACAACAAAAUAUUGCGGAAGCAAGAACAAUUAAACAUUUAAUGAAGCCACUAUGGGAGGCUACUAAAGUACGACGAACGAUUUUAUGUCAAAUACAUCCAACGCACGCUUUAAGAUUUUAUUGCAUCGCGUGUCAGCAGGUAACGUGCAAGGAAUGCAUGUGGAGUAUACAGCAUAGAGGUCAUGCUAAUGAAGAUGCUAUUGGAGUGGGAAAAAGAGUUGGUAUGUACUUAGCAACAAUGUUGCAGAAAGCAAGGAUGUAUCUAAAUAAUCUAUUAAUUCAAUACAACCACGACAUAUUUUCAACUAAUGAUCUUGGAGAAGCACACAAUGUAGCCAAGAUUUGCAAGAUAAUGGAAAUAGUAAGCGAAAAAGACAUAAUUGUCAUUUGAGGUACAAAGCAUACAUUCCAAAGCUCUUUGACUGAGACACAAACCGAUUAGAAUUAUUAAAAUAAUUAUAACAUUUGAAUAUAUUUUUGUUAAUACAACAUUAAACAAUAUUGAACAAGAAGCAAGUUAUGUCGCGACUGAUGUGUUUUGAAACAUGUUAUGUUUAAGUUUAGUUAAAUAUAGUACGAAUAUUUGUAACUAAUAAUAAAUACAAAUGUAAAUAGCA